Messenger RNA from Amblyraja radiata (thorny skate), 2467 nucleotides. RefSeq names its product ring finger protein 208 (gene rnf208). Bases 801 to 1538 code for a protein of 245 amino acids. The record is from RefSeq and is a predicted model, not a curated record. Gene Ontology annotation, molecular function: ubiquitin protein ligase activity. Gene Ontology annotation, biological process: protein ubiquitination. Lineage: Eukaryota; Metazoa; Chordata; Chondrichthyes; Rajiformes; Rajidae. The transcript has a single exon.
CUCAGGAAGGAAAUGGCACUAGCAGCAUCCUCUGCUUUCUCAGCAUUGAUUGCACCACGGCAGGAGCUGUUUGAAGGUUAGACAGAUGAAUGAAGAAGGCAAGCCACAGAGGUUAUCUUCAGUUGCAGAGCCAGCCUGUGCUGGAGGACUGGGGCCUGGAGCCAUCACACUGUGCUGAAGGAGAGAAACGUGAGCUUGCUGCAACACUGCGGUGCUGCUGCAGAUAACACUGCCAUCCGAGGUAAACAGGAGGCUGCAAGAGGCAGAGGGGGAGCGAGAAAACACACUGCAGGGCAGGCACUGCCCUUACUGACAACACCAAGACACACACUGCCGGGGAGAGGAGAGGAGGCUGUGUACAUUGUGAAGCUGGAUGUGCCUGAUCAGCACCAAGUGCAGGUAAUGUGAUUGAAGCAUCCCUGCUCCCUGCCUCCGUGCCUCCCUUCAGUAGCAGAGCUCUUCAUUCAGCAGCGUCUGGAGCAUGUUUGUUCUACGUGCCUCAUGUUGCAGCGUUUGCUGCCAUUAGGAGGUGGAGAGGAAGAGCAGUCAGACUUUGGUGUUGUCAGGCUGUCACGGAGAGCACCUGUCUCCACAGAGUCUUUGCACGGAUGCAGGAGCUUGGGGUUGCUGACUACUGCUGCUGACUACACUGCAGCCUUGCGUGUGUGAAUGGGAGGUGCGUGCGUGGUGCUGGUGCACAGAGGCAAGGCGGCACGGUGCAGACAUGGAUAGAGGGUGUGAGUACAACCGCAGCCUGUGAACCCGGCCCCCUGUACCGCCGUGUGGACCCCCGCGGGCCCAUGGCGUGUCUGAAACAGCAGCAGGCCGCCAUCAAGAUGGAGGCGGUGAAGAUUGUGCCAGCGGACAAGUUAGUGGAGUGUUCGGGGUCACAGUCCCGCUACGGGCCGUCAGGGUGUACACGGGACCCUCCGCCCGUGGGCAAGUGUGCCUGGCCUCUACAAUCAGAGAUCAUCACCAACCAGGCGUGCACCGACAUGCCGGGCCUGGACAAAGGCCGUAGCCCCAACCGGUUAGCCAGGACUCCGCCCCGAACCGACAAGUGUAGCCACGGACACCGCAAGGCCAGCGCCGAGAUGUGCUUCCACCGGCAGGCCCCGGCCGACGAGGUGAUUGUCAACCAGUACGUGCUCCACCAGUCGGCUGUGUCUGAGCCUCUGGAAUGUCCCACCUGUGGCCAUGUGUACAACGCCACCAACAAGAGGCCACGCAUCCUCUCUUGCCUGCACUCUGUGUGUGAGGAAUGCCUGCAGAUCCUCUACGAGUCCUGCCCCAAGUACAAGUUCAUCUCCUGCCCUACCUGCCGCCGCGAGACUGUCCUCUUCACUGACUACGGCCUGGCCGCUCUGGCCGUCAACACCAGCAUCCUAGCCCGUCUGCCCACCGUGGCCCUGACGGCCAACCCAGGCCAGUGGGGUGGUGAGGCUGACCGUAGCUGCUACCAGACCUUCCAGCAGUACUGCGGCGCUGUCUGCAGCUGCCACCUACGCAACCCUCUGGCCUCCUGCACCAUCAUGUAGGAGCGGAGACACAGGGGAGGCCACAAGGUCACUACUACAACCAGGAGAAGCAUUACGCCAAAACCAAACAAUUUGCUGUGUUUUUGCAGCACCCUUUACGGUAAAUUACCUGUAACUGAAUUAUCUCAUCUGGGAGUUUCUGUGUUUUCUGUGAAAUCAAAGGUAUCCAAUUGAGACUGGCAAGUUUGAUGCUGUCCUUGAGUGGGGCACUGGUAACUCUACCUACCUGCACAAACCUGACUUUGACUUUGGGACUGCUCUCUCCACUCACUAUUAUACAAUGCCUAAAACCAUCGCCAGUGCAGCGACUUACCCUGAGGGCCGCUACUGUUCAGUAUUUAAUAUGUUCUAGGUCCACGCUUCAGUGUCAGGGUCACUCCAGCCCAGGCUCAGGCCUUUAGCAGGAUGCCAAAUCUGCAAGGACAUUUUUUUUAACCUAAAUUUUAGAUCUUGGUCUUUAGAUGGAGAGCAAAGGGUUGACUUACCUCUAACUGCGAGCAUCCUGGCCUAAGCCACAGACUUGUGGCUAGCUUUGCUGACGUCACAAGCAGGUUGUUAGCUUGCUUGCAGUUACAGCCCCGAGUAGCACCGUGAGAGAGAGCACACCCAGCUCUCUGCAGCUCUGGUGAUGCCCAGCACAAGAGGGUUAACAAUGACUUGUUUCCCCAUCAUCCUCCGUCAGAGUAACCAGAUAAUGUAUUGUGAUUAUUUUAACCUCUCCCCCCACCCCAGGCCCGUGGCCCUGACUCCACACAGACUGGCACAUCUGGGCCACACCAUGAUGGACAGGUCCUUGUCUUCAUCAUUAAGUAUUGUGUAUGGAGCGCCUCCAAAGGUAACGGUGCUGGAGUCACCAUAACAGUGCUAGCAACAUAAAGAAUGUUUCUUUAUUGAUUGUAUUCUGUGAAUAAACUCUAUAUCAGACCUUA